Molecule: messenger RNA, 812 nt
Organism: Zonotrichia leucophrys gambelii
Lineage: Eukaryota; Metazoa; Chordata; Aves; Passeriformes; Passerellidae
Gene: TMEM276
Product: transmembrane protein 276
Exons: 3
Coding region: 80-790 (236 amino acids)
Source: RefSeq, a predicted model, not a curated record
GCCGCGCCCCCGGCCCCGCGCGCGCUCCGGGCUCGCGGCUGCUGCCGGAAGUGGCGGUCCCCGAGGUGUCCCUGGCGCCAUGGGGGACACCGGGGUGGCCGUGUCACCCGCAGGGGUGGCCGUGUCACACGCCGUGCUCUGUGUCACCAGCCUGGGCUGCGCCAUUGCCGCCAGACAGGUGACCCCAGGCCCGGCCGCUGGUUUCCUCCUGCAGGCCCUGGUGGCCGCCAGCACCGCGAUGUCCCCUCUGUGUCCCCUCAAUGUCCCCAAGGUGCCACCACCGCUGUCCCCUCUGUAUCCCCACGAUGUCCCCAAAGCGCCACCACCGCCAUCCCCUCAAUGUCCCCACGAUGUCCCCAAAGCGCCACCAUCGCCGUCCCCUCAAUGUCCCCACGAUGUCCCCAAGGUGCCACCGGGCUCCUGGAUCUGCUCGGUGCUGUCCCAGCCCUUGGUGGCCUUCGGGUGCCACCGCCUGAGCGGUGACAGCGCCACCGCCGGUGUCCUGCUGGCCUCGGGGACGGCGGUGGCCGCGCUGGCCGCGGCGUGGCCGCGCUUUGUCACCGAGGGCCACUUUGUCCCCGCGGGUCACUUUGUCACCGCGCUGACGGCGGCGUCGCUGCUGGCGCUGGCGGCGCUGACGGGCAGCGUCCCCGGGGCGGUGGCGGCGGCGCUGGUGGCACUCGGGGACGCGGUGGCACCGGGCGCUGUCCCCUGGGUCAGGGUGGCGGCCAGCGUGGCGCUGCUGGGGACACUGCGGGAGCAGCGCAGGGGACACUGGGGACACCAAUAAAGGACAGCAGGAUGGCACUCAA